AUGGCCAGCCCGUGGGCCAAGCCCGCGGCGAAGGUGACGGACUGGUCCGAGCAAGUCGAUGAGGAAGAGGCGGCGAAUGGCGGAGGCAUCAAUCCCCCUGAGCCGGCGCGUCUGGACGAGGAGGCCUUCCCUUCCCUGGGCGACGCCGCCAAGGCGAAGGGGCCGAAGAAGAAGAGGGGCGGGCAGAAGAUGAGCCUGGGGGAGUUUGUGGGCGGGGGCGGGGAGGGCGGCCGGCGGCGGAUCGGGGCGGGGAAGUCGGACCGGGAGAUCGUGAUGAGCCUGCCUACGGCACCCAGGGAGCGCGGGCCCGGGGAGGAGGACGGCGGCUGGGGCGGAGGCUACCGGUCGGGCUACGGGGGCGGGUACCGGUCCGGCGGCUUCGGCGAUCGCGACGAUCGCGGCGGGCGCGACGACUUGGGCACCAGCCGGGCGGAGGAGUCCGACAACUGGGGCUCCGAGAAGCGCUUCGUGCCAUCCGGCAGUGCUGGCGGCUUCAGGGCCGGCGGCUGCUUCGGCGGGCCGGGAUUCAUCAACUACGACCGGCCGCGCAGCAGCGCGGGGGGCCGGUACGAUGACGCACCCCUCCCUCGCGCGUCCGACAGCGACAACUGGUCGCGCGACAACAGAUUUGAGCCCGCCGGCGGGCCCCGCGGGAGAUCGGGCUUCGGCGGAGGCUUUUACGAGCCCCCGGCGCCGCGCAGGGGCUACGGAUUCCGAGAUCGGGAUGCCGGCCCCCCGGGCGGCGGGUUCGAUCGCGAGCGGACGGAAGGGCCGGACUGGAGCCGCUCGAGGUCGUACACGCCGACGACGUCCGCGGGCGGGACGGGCGAGAGCGGCGGGGAGCGGCCGCGGCUGAACCUCAAGGCGCGGAGCAGGGGCCCGGGUUCGGAUGCCGGCGGGGAUGCGGCGACGCCGGCGAAGAGGAGCAGCAUCUUCGGCGAGGCGCGGCUGAGGGAGGACGUGCUGAGGGAUAGAGGGGGGAACACGGACGGGCAGUCGUCGAGGGCGACGCCUACGAGCGAGGGCGACAGCGGGGCCGGAACGCCGGCGAGCCCGAACGGCGGGAGCCCGCGGGAGGAGACGCGGGAGGAGCCCCGGGAGUUCGUCGCCGGGCCGCCCAGGCGGACGGUGGACCCCUUCGGAGGGGCGAGGCCUCGAGAGGACAACCUUGGCCGGAGGUUGUUAACAAAGGAUGCCGAAGAGGAGCUGUCCAAGGGCAUCGAGGCUAUGUAA
Molecule: messenger RNA, 1233 nt
Organism: Ostreobium quekettii
Lineage: Eukaryota; Viridiplantae; Chlorophyta; Ulvophyceae; Bryopsidales; Ostreobiaceae
Source: the annotation of a GenBank genome assembly